AUGUCUAAAAAGCGAAAGAAGUUUGGAGAUUGGGAUGAUGUAAAUAUGGAUGAAGAAGAUGAGAAAUAUCAUGAAGAACUGGAGGAACAAUCUGGUGAGGAACGACUACAUCAUAAAAAGAUGUUUGAAAAACGGAAAAAAGAAAAAGAGAAAGAAAAACAACGAAAAUCAUCCCCAAAACGAUUAAUGCUAUCAAGUGGUGUCAUUAUCAAUACUGAUAGUAACAGAUAUGAAAUUAUUGAAUUAUUGGGUACUGGUGGUUUUGGUGAAGUUUAUAAAGUACGACAAAUUAAUAGUAAUGAUGUAUUUGCAUUGAAAACUGAAACGAAUACACCGAAAAAAACACUCAAUCGAUUAAAAAUGGAAAUGACUAUUUUGCAAGAAUGUGAAAGUUUACCGGAAGAAAAACGGAAACAUUUUGUUAAAAUGAUUGAUAAAGGACGAACGGAAUCAUUUAAAUUCAUUGUGAUGCAUUUGGUUGGUACCGGUAUUGAUAAACUUCAAAAACAACAACCUAAAAAACAGUUCACACUUUCCACUACCAUAAAAAUAAGUCUUCAAACUUUGGAAGGAAUAGCAGAUUUGCAUGAUCUUGGCUAUCUUCAUCGAGAUAUUAAACCACAGAAUUUUUCUAUUGGUUUAAAAGAAAAAGCAAAUGUUAUUUAUAUGCUUGAUUUUGGUAUUGCACGGCGAUAUAUUGAAAAAGAUAGCAAAGUGAUGAGAUUACCGCGAAAAAGUGUACGCUUCCUUGGUACAGUACGAUUUGCAUCACGAAAUUGUCAUCAUUCACGUGAACAAUGCCGACGAGAUGAUCUUGAAUCCUGGAUAUAUAUGUUAAUCGAAUUUACAAAAUAUGCAUCAUUGCCAUGGUCAAGAAUUAUUGAUCGUGAUAUUGUUUGUAGGGAAAAGGAACGACUCUUUGCUGGCACAUAUACGAAACAUAUAGCUAGCUUACCGGAAGAAAUACAUCAAAUUUUGAAAUAUAUUAACGAAUUAGAUUUUCAAAAUACACCGGAUUAUGAGUACAUUGCAACAAUGUUGAAACGAGCAGCAACUCGUAAACGUGCCAGUAUUACGAUAAAAUUUGAUUGGGAAGACUCGAUGGAAGAGGCACUUACCUAA
This is a messenger RNA of Cercopithifilaria johnstoni, 1122 nucleotides long. Lineage: Eukaryota; Metazoa; Nematoda; Chromadorea; Rhabditida; Onchocercidae. The record is from the annotation of a GenBank genome assembly.